Molecule: messenger RNA, 672 nt
Organism: Equus quagga
Lineage: Eukaryota; Metazoa; Chordata; Mammalia; Perissodactyla; Equidae
Gene: ELSPBP1
Product: epididymal sperm binding protein 1
Exons: 5
Coding region: 1-672 (223 amino acids)
Cellular component (GO): cell surface
Molecular function (GO): heparin binding
Source: RefSeq, a predicted model, not a curated record
AUGAACCAAUGGUCCCGUUACCUGUUGGGAUGGAUGACCUUCCUCCUCUACUCCUAUGAGACCAGUGGAAAUAAUAAAGAUGCUUGUGUCUUUCCCUUCGUCUACAAGGGGUCUACUUACUUCUCUUGCACCAAAACCAAUAGCUUCUUCCCUUGGUGUGCGACCCGAGCCAUUUAUGACGGGCAGUGGAAGAACUGCAUGACGGAAGAUUACCCACGCUGCAUCUUCCCUUUCAUCUAUCGAGGAAAGUCCCAUGACAACUGCAUCGCGGAAGGCAGCUUCUUCGGAAAGCUGUGGUGCUCAGUAACCUCCAGCUUUGACGAGAAGCAGCAGUGGAAAUACUGUGAAAUAAAUGAGUACGGGGGAAAUUCUUUCAGCCAACCCUGCAUCUUCCCCUCCACCUACAGAAAUCAUGUGAUCUCUGAAUGCAUUGAGAAUGAAAGCAACAAGCUCUGGUGCCCAACCACAGAGAACAUGGAUAAGGACGGAAAGUGGAGUCUCUGCGCCGACACCAGAAUUUCCUCAUUGGUUCCCGGCUUUCCUUGCCACUUCCCGUUCAACUAUAAAAACAAGAAUUAUUUUAACUGCACUAACAAAGGAUCAAAGGAGGACCUCCUAUGGUGCGCUACCUCUUACAACUAUGACAAGGACCACACCUGGGUGUACUGCUAA